Rhodofomes roseus is the source of this 288-nucleotide messenger RNA. RefSeq lists its product as uncharacterized. The transcript is spliced from 4 exons. The coding region runs from base 1 to 288 and encodes 95 amino acids. The record is from RefSeq and is a predicted model, not a curated record. Gene Ontology annotation, cellular component: U4/U6 x U5 tri-snRNP complex; U6 snRNP; precatalytic spliceosome. Gene Ontology annotation, molecular function: RNA binding. Gene Ontology annotation, biological process: mRNA splicing, via spliceosome. NCBI's taxonomy places the organism in Eukaryota, Fungi, Basidiomycota, Agaricomycetes, Polyporales, Fomitopsidaceae.
AUGGCGACCCUGCAAGGAUAUGUUGACCAUCGCGUUCUCCUCAUCCUGCAGGAUGGACGCGCCAUAGUGGGCGUCAUGGCUGGCUACGACCAAAAAUCGAACGUCGUCCUGUCCAACUCAAAAGAGCGCGUAUAUAGCAUGGAUGCCGGCGUGGAGGAGAUUGAGCUGGGGUUGUAUCUCGUCAAGGGCGACCAAAUAGUACUCAUCGGCGAACUGGACGAAGCACUCGAACAGUCAGUCGAUCUAUCCACGAUCCGGGCUGAGCCUAUCCUUCCCAUCCGAUACUGA